AAACAAUUCCGGCUUAGCUCAAACCGUAACAAUUUCAGUUCGAUUCGGUUCGGUUCAGUUCUUCCAAACCGGCUUCAUUUCCACCACACAUUUUUCUUUGCAUGUUUUUUUUCCUUCAUCACUCACACAACCAAACUCAUCAUUCACUACUCCACAUCCUCCUCCAUCUUCAUCUUCAUCUUCAUCUUCAUCUUCAAACUCACUCACACAUAUCAAUGGCCAAAGAGACCAACAAUGAAAACACAAAUACACAACCACAACAACCACCAUGGCAAGAGCUUCUUGGUUCUAAAAAAUGGCAAGGUCUACUAAACCCAUUAAACAACUCACUCCUCAACUUGAUCCUCCACUGCGGUGAUCUCACUCAAGCCACUUACGACACCUUCAUCUCCGACGACCACUCUCCCUACUGCGGCGCCAGCCGCUACAACACUUCCGACCUUCUCAACCGUGUCUUCUUCCCUUCUUUUUUCAACUACACCAUCCCAUCAUUUCUCUACGCCACUUCCCAAAUCUCUCUUCCUUCAUCCUUCCUCCUUUUCUCUCUUUCCAGGGAGUCUUGGUCCAAAGAGUCUAACUGGAUGGGUUUCAUUGCCGUAUCUUCUGAUUCUUAUGCUUUGUCCACAGGCCGCCGUGAAAUCUACGUCGCUUUCCGUGGCACCAUCCGUGACCUUGAAUGGCUUGAUGUUGUCCAACCUCUUCUCACCUCCGUUCGUCCUCUUCUCUCCACCUCUGCUGCUCAAGAUGAUGAUGAUGAUCCUAAGAUUAUGAAAGGUUGGUACACAAUCUAUACAUCCAGUGACCCAAAGUCACCAUUCUCCAAAGCCAGUGCUCGUUGCCAGCUAUUGUCAAAGAUCAAGCAACUGGUGCAACUCUACAAAGAUGAAGCUCUCAGCAUUGUCUGUGUUGGCCACAGCUUAGGAGCAAGCUUAGCCAUUCUCAGUGCAUUUGACAUUGUAGAAAACGGGUUGUCGAAGAUCGAAAACACGUCGGAGAACUUCCCGGUGUGCGCCGUGGUGUUCGGAAGCCCGCAGAUCGGAAACAAGGCGUUCAAUGACCGGCUGGAGAAGCUUCCCAUGCUGAACGUUCUGCAUGUCAAGAAUAAGAUAGAUAUGGUGCCAAUUUAUCCAAGUAGAGUUUUGGGGUAUGUUUAUAGUGGAGUAGAGUUGGUGGUGGAUGCAAGGAAGUCACCAUUUUUGAAGGAUUCUAAGAACCCAAGUGAUUGGCAUAACUUGCAGGGGAUAUUGCAUGCAGUGGCAGGGUGGAAUGGGGAGGAUGGGGAGUUUGAGAUGAAGGUGAAGAGGAGUGUUGGACUUGUUAAUAAGUCUUCAGAGUAUUUGAAGGAUGAGUGUUUGAUUCCAGGGUCAUGGUGGGUGGAGAAGAAUAAAGGGGUGGUGCUUGGAGAGGAUGGAGAGUGGAAGGUUGAACCACUGUCUGAGGAUGAUGUGCCUGUGCCACCUUCGGUUGAGGAUAUUGAUUUGAGUUUUAAUACUCCGGAGAUUGAGUCUGGUGAAAUUAUGGUGGCAAAGGUGAUGAAGAAGAAGAAGCAAAAGAAGAAUAGAUGUGGUGCUGGGUUGCCAUUGUGUUGUUCUUUCAUACCUUGUUUGGGAAGUGAGGAGUGAUUUGUUGAAAUUAAUAAUUUUUUUUAAAAAAUAAACAAUGAAAUAAUCUGUGAAGGAUUGAGAGC
This is a messenger RNA of Dioscorea cayenensis subsp. rotundata (Guinea yam), 1687 nucleotides long. Its product is annotated as phospholipase A1-IIdelta. NCBI's taxonomy places the organism in Eukaryota, Viridiplantae, Streptophyta, Magnoliopsida, Dioscoreales, Dioscoreaceae. Gene Ontology annotation, molecular function: glycerophospholipid phospholipase A1 activity. The record is from RefSeq and is a predicted model, not a curated record. The coding region runs from base 102 to 1622 and encodes 506 amino acids. Gene Ontology annotation, biological process: lipid metabolic process. The transcript is spliced from 2 exons.